GCUUUGCAAACCGAAAGUUAAUUGUGCACGUGGCAAAAGAAAUUCAGGCUGAAAUGGACAAAAGAUUGAAUUGGUAGAAAUUUGUAACACUGCCAAAAUGGCCACCAGUACCACUAAAGCACAAGACGUUAUCCUGUGUAACCUCUGUGACAUGAGACCCACCCUUCUUCACUGUAAUCCCUGUCAGGCCAACUUAUGUGAAGAAUGCGUCGGAAAACACUAUAUGACAUCAUCGUCCUCUAAUCAUGAAAUUGUCAAAUACCGAGAGAGAAAAUACCACCUUUCAUUUCCAAGCUGCAAAGCCCAUAAUAAUGAAAAGUGUACAGUUAAGUGUCAGAAUUGCGAUGUAGAUAUUUGUCUUAAAUGUCUCAGCGGAGCCCAUAAUGGUCAUAAAAUUAUUGAAAUUAAAGACAUUGUUGAUGACAAGAAAAGGCUGCUGGAGAAAGACACAGCUUAUCUUAAAGAAGAUAUCCUUCCAAAAUUUGAAAAUGCAGAUACAGAGUUAGAAUCAAAAAUUAUUGCCUUAAAUGCUAGAUGUGACGAAUUAGAACAAUCAGUCACAAAACAUGGGCUAAAAUGGCAGCGAUUUGUUGAAGAAAUCGUAGCGAAAAACAAGAAAGAUAUUGCAGAAAUGAGAGGAAAUGGCAUAAAGAAAUUAAAAGAAUACCAAAACGAAAUAAAAAAUAAUCUUGCAAGACUAAAUAAAAUUGCUCUGGAGAACAAAAAGAUUUCUCAGACCAUGGACGUUAACGACAUCACAGGAUAUGAAUGCAAUAUUCAGAAGUACCUGAAUAUCUCCUUACAAAUUGAACUGGAACUACCAGCUUUCGUUUCCAGGGACAUAGAUCAAGGUGAAUUCUUCAAAGAAUUUGGAAAACUUAAGGAACCCAAAAUCCAAACAGUAUCGAUCUUCAGAUCAGAUGUAUCCACUGAGCUUCUAGACAAAGUCAUAGAAAUCGCAUCCUUCCACACUGGAAUAACAGAGUUGAUGAGGAUGGCAUGUCUAAAUACAGAGGAGGUGUGGGUAACAGGGAGGAAUAAAACCAUCACUUGUAUCAAUAUACAGGGUUCUGUACAGGAGACUAUAAGCUCUAAAUGUCCGAGUUUUCCUGAUGACAUUGCAAUUUCAAGUGGAGGGCAUCUUCUGUACACUGAUACAUUAAAUAAAGUAAUUAAUGACGUCCACCAGACAACAGCACAGAUUGCAGCACCAAAGGGAUGGGAACCAUUAGCACUGUGUUGUACACAAUCAGGUGACGUACUGGUCAGUAUGUGUACACAUGAUGAAGAGCAUUAUAAAAUUGUCCAUUAUGAAUGUCAAAAAAUAAAGCAGGAGAUCGAGAAGGACGACAAAGAUAAACCACUAUAUAAAGGAGGAGAUAAUAUGCUCUAUGUGACGAAAAACAACAACGGGGAUAUCUGUGCCUCUGACUGCAAUGCUGGGGAUGUGGUUGUAGUGGACAAGGCAGGAAAACUCAGAUUCCGAUAUAAAGGACAACAAACGAUGAAGAAGCAGUUUGAACCCAGCAGUAUUGUCACAGACUCCGCGGGUCGUAUAAUAAUACAGGAUCACGGGAAUUCCUGUACCCACAUCAUUGAUCAGGACGGUCAGUUUCUCCGUAGUCUGGAUUUUUGUGGACCACUGAGUGUGGACACACUGGGACGACUGUGGGUGGGGGAGUAUAAGAGUGGAAUUGUGAAGGUCAUCAAAUAUACAAAAUAAAUGAUUUGAUUUCUUCAAUAUAAUCUGUGAGGAAAUAUUAUGUAAAAUAUCUAUUUAUUAUUAUUUAUUAAGCAACUAUGAAUAAUUUAAGUGUUUGAGGUCGAUUUGAUAAAUUGUAAUCAU
Saccostrea cuccullata (small rock oyster) is the source of this 1846-nucleotide messenger RNA. Its product is annotated as tripartite motif-containing protein 2-like. The transcript has 2 exons. Bases 98 to 1723 code for a protein of 541 amino acids. The record is from RefSeq and is a predicted model, not a curated record. Gene Ontology annotation, molecular function: ubiquitin protein ligase activity; zinc ion binding. Lineage: Eukaryota; Metazoa; Mollusca; Bivalvia; Ostreida; Ostreidae.